Messenger RNA from Somion occarium, 2319 nucleotides. The record is from the annotation of a GenBank genome assembly. NCBI's taxonomy places the organism in Eukaryota, Fungi, Basidiomycota, Agaricomycetes, Polyporales, Cerrenaceae.
GACCUCUAUUUUUAAACAAGCAUAUCUCUCAGUUCUAUUAAUGAACUCGCUUCAUUCCGACUGCAUUCAUGUGUGCUCAUCUUUGCGCAGUGAACCGCCGUGUGCGAGGCUUCAGCCUUGCGGGCCCGCCUCUACCUCGUGCUGUGCACCCACAGAAGAGCGGAACUAUGAAUUGGAUAUCAUAGCCGUCUGGAACCAUGUUAGGCACAUUCGUCAGGGCACUCACCGCCCUUCCGGUACUGUAUGCUGGACAUUACGAUUCCUGUAUCAAUGGUCUUCCGUAUGUUUCAAUACCUGCUUCAUACUGUUUCAAGGCUAUCUGUCACCUUAUUCCAGGCGCCUUGCAUCGUGAACUAGUCGUGGCGUGCGAUCUGGAUCUUCUUCUCUUCGAAACGAUCCUCUUGCUACGUACAUACAUGAGGAGUUCUACGAAUGCCUGCGUCGAUCUUGACAGCACGGACACGUUACGAUGUUAUACAUCAAUUGCGAGUAACACGAGUUUCAACCUGCUUUGGUCGGGUUUUAUCCGAGACAGCUGUCAAGCUAUGGCUAGUUUGGGCGGAGGCGAACAAUUCCUGCUGCCUGGAGCUGUCCCCUAGUCCGUCUAAACAGUUUUAUGUUCCUUCGCGUCUCGGUUGAAUGGUCUUCGAGUCACUCAAGACGUUGUUUGUCAGGCACUUCCUCUGUUGCUGUUUUGUAUCAAACAAUGAGUUCUUCGCGGGUGGCACCCUGCAGGUCCGAAUAUUCAACCGAUUGCCGCCACCGCACCACGAUGCUAUCAGUUCCAGUGCGGUGCAUGGGCCAGGUCAAGGUCAUUUCAUUCACGCGUGGCGAAGAUUGGCCACUUCUGACCAAAGGCUUUCUUUGUAACCUCGUGCUAGGUAUAAAGGCACGGGAAAAUGAAGGUGCUGUGGUUCUCUACUUUUUUCCUUGAGACUACGACUGUACCAUCUCUUCCUACCCUCCCAUCAGUAUAAAAUGUUAUCUCCUUCUGACAUCCUUGCUUCUCCUGCUUCGCCGCAGAAGGAUGCAUUGCUUUCACACGUCAUCCCCGGCGAGUAUUUGGUCCAACGCGGGAGUGUCAAGCUGCCCACACCAUGGAACUCUCCUUCAUUUUGCAGUUCCCUCAUGAAAGGCCUCGUCCCUGAAGACGCCAUCUCGGAGGGUCAACUCUCGACGCCGGUGACACCCUCCAGUAGUCCAACAGAUUACAAAGUCAAUGGGUCCCAGUCACCCACACAGGCCGGAUCGCCAUCCACAGCUAAUGGUGGUAAUGAUUUAUUGAAUGCUUUGGAUGUUGCUCUCGAAGAUUCUUUUCGUCAAAACAUAACUGCAUCUAAUAUAGAAGAAGUCCCAACCUCAUAUUGUUCUUCUUUGACGGGUGCUCUUGACCCGGACCAUGCUGAUGUUUCAGCACACAGAAACUACUCUAUAGCAGGACUCGUUCCUCUGUCUCAACUUCUGCGAGACGCAUGUCAGGAUUCCCCGGACUCGUCGCUGGCAGGAGCGCUCGGUCCUCUAAACUUAAGCCAUCUGAGUGACCAUCAUGAUUCAUACAGGUUCGUCACGGACAGUUAUGAUAACACUGACUGUACAAUGUCGCAGGAGGUUGCCGACUGCUCGGAUCUUUCUGAAGGCGACCUCGAUUUCGCUGUUGUCGACGGGGCCGUAGGGGCUUGGGAUACAUCAUCGACUAGGGAGCAACACCCUAGGCAGCUCAAUCAGGAUCUGACCAGUGACAGCAAGAGUCCGAGCAUCGAAGUGGACGAACGCGAAGACAGACAAAGUGGAACGCAGCCUACUUCAUCUGAAGUUGACAUACAACAGUACAUUACCUUUCAUGCCGCCCCACAACCCCCAAGACCCUACAAAUGUUUGUUUCGAGGCUGUCACAAGACCUCUAAAUCUCAUAAGGAUCGUGCGCAACACAUGGAAAUCCACUUUCCUAAUUACCAAUGUCCGGGGUGCAAAGAGAUGUAUCAUGGCAGAGCAAGGCUCAGAUAUCACUUGGUUAAAUCUGAACCGUGCAAUGUGGGCGUUGUACUUGAUUGCAAACUAGCUCAGUACAGAAUCUCGAAGACUGCUGGGUGGUUGCUACCUGAACACAAACACUCGCUUGUCAAACCGGAUAAUGAAGAUUCUCGGCUUGUGCAAUAUAUUUGGCCAGAGGUGAACGAGGAAUGAAGGUGCCAAAGUGUAGUUUACUAUUGAUGUCGAGUUGUCCUGCUCGAGUCUCGAUCGCGUGACCCGACCGCCGAUGAAUAGACCCUAUAUUCCACGGCCUGGUUACGAGAUGCAAUGAUAUCUUUAUGCUCUUUC